UCAAAUCCAUACUCGGAUUUUCAGAGUUCUAUAUUCAUAAUUUCCUGGUGUGUAGUGUGGAAAAAGUUUUGUCUGGACAAUCUUAUAGCAGAAUUGUCAACAAUUCUGCUACGAGAGUGUGCAGAUACCAACCCAAUCUCGUGAAAUUUUACGUGGGUGUGUGUUCACAUACUGCAGGCUUUGACCACGUGCUUGGGUGGGUAUUUUAGGGGUGUAUCCUUCAGACUGAGGCCGUACAUGCAGCAAUUUCAGGAGAGGGCAAGAGGUAGGGAUGUUGUGAGAGUAGAAUUCGUUCGCAGAAAAUGUUUCUACGGGGAGCACAUGGAGGGGCUCGAAAGAUACUUCGAGAUGAGUUGUAUUCUUCUCUGCCAAGAGACGCACUAGCAAGGCUCUUGAGGCUGAAAUGGACAUCUUCGCUGGGGUCAGGAUUCGAUGGCAGCAGUUUUAGUGAUGAGGAAGACAAUUCUUAUCACGAGUUAAGGAACAUGCGCUUCGGGUAUGGGGAGCCUGGGAGUGUUACUUAUAAAGGAAACGAGGAUUCUAUGGUCGACGAGUUUAACAGGGAGCUUGAAUCUAUAUUUGGCGCUGCAGCUCCUGACCAGCUUGGAACCAGCCCUGGACCCAAGAGUGAAGUCUUUCCUGGGGGGCAAUCAAUACAUCGAGUAACAACGAGUUUUGAUGGUCAUGGUGGCAUGAAAAUCGGAACACACAACGGGCCUCGAGCAUUACAGAAAGACUUAAGUACCACAGGGGACAAGGAUGGCGAUCACCACUCAAAUGCUGCGGCUUUGUCCCACGUGGAUUCUGCAGGAAAGGCAGCAAUGGUGAAUGUUUCCACAAAAACUAACACGUCAAGAGUGGCAGUUGCAAGUGGCCGCGUUCUUCUUGGUUUUGAUGCAUUUUCUCUUGUGGCAGCUAACAACAUUGCCAAAGGUGAUGUGCUCACUGUGGCAAAGAUCGCAGGAAUUAUGGGUGCAAAACAGACAGCGACUCUUAUCCCUCUGUGUCACCCUUUAAACUUGAGCGGGGUUGAUGUAAGCUUGUCCUUAAACAAAGAAUUACACGCAGUGGACAUAGAAGCAAAAGUAACAACUGUAGGCCUCACUGGCGUGGAGAUGGAGGCACUCACUGCGGUGAGCGUUGCUAGCCUUACAGUCUACGACAUGUGUAAGGCAGUGUCCAAGGACAUUCGAAUAUCUGAUGUGCGUCUUGAAUCCAAGACAGGAGGCAAGAGUGGUGAAUGGCAUCGGCUGCGUAAUCGAUCCUCUAGGUGAUAAUUUCUGAUAAAGAUGCCCAUGAAUGGAGCAUCAUGCUGCUCUCUGGUAGCUGUGUAGCUGUUCUCAAGCUCAAAUUUUUCCGUUGUCCCGAGAAGCAUUUAACUUAAAUUCACUAAGUGGGCCAUUUUUCGGGAUCCUUAUUCUCCAGGACUGUUAUACUUAACAAAGACGAGAAUAUAUCUAAAAGUGAUUUUUCUGAUCU
Messenger RNA from Physcomitrium patens, 1479 nucleotides. The record is from RefSeq and is a predicted model, not a curated record. Lineage: Eukaryota; Viridiplantae; Streptophyta; Bryopsida; Funariales; Funariaceae.